Funneliformis mosseae is the source of this 3642-nucleotide messenger RNA. The record is from the annotation of a GenBank genome assembly. NCBI's taxonomy places the organism in Eukaryota, Fungi, Glomeromycota, Glomeromycetes, Glomerales, Glomeraceae.
AUGGCGAGUGUAGCAAGUCGAAAUCCAUUCGACCUAUUAGGUGAAAGUGAAGAGGCUGAGUCCGCUGUUAAACAGCAAGAGCCAGCUCCAGCAAAAGAAACACUAAUCGUUAAAAAGGUUGAUAGGUCUCGUGCAAGUCCUAAAGAGGCUAGAAUUCGUCACGAUUAUCCUCAAAGAGGUGGUUUUAAACCUUCUACCUCAAGCAGAAAUGAGGAUACGAGAUCUGCUCCCCGUGAUAGAAAUGUAGGCCCUCGUCUCUCCGGUCGUCGUGAAGAAGGCGGUGGUGGUGCAGGCGGUGAUUAUCCUACAAGGAAUUCACGUGGUGCUCGUCCAAACGAUCGAAAUCGUGGAGGCCGCGGAGGUCGACGUGGUGGACGUGAACAUGAUAGGCAUAGUGGAACGGGCAGAUAUGAUAGUGAAAAGAAAGAAACCCAAGCGUGGGGGGAUGCUGCCACCUCUUAUGAGACAAAUGAAACUCCUGCGUGGGAAAAUGCUACUACAACCGAAACUUCUAGUUGGGAUAAUACCAAUACGACCGAAACAUCAACUUGGAAAGAGACGACCGAAACUACCGAGUCUUCUGGUUGGAAUGCGACAUCUGAUGCUGAUGCCAAUGCUGGUGGUGGUUGGGGAGAAGAUAAAACCGAAGAAAAAACUGGCUGGGAUGCCGAUAAAACUGGAAAUGAUUCUAAUGCUUGGGUACAACAACCUGAAAUCGAGGAAGUUACGAUUGAUCAAGGAGAGAAUACUGCCGCCGUUGAAUCUACUCCAGUUCAUGAGCCCGAGGAAGUCGUAAAGACUUUUGAUGAAUACCUUGCCGAAAAGGCCUUAAAAUCUUUAGAUAUUUCACUUCCCGAAGCUAGAAAACCCAAUGAGGGAACCGAUGAUUCUCAGUGGAAAGAUGCUAUUCCCCUUGAAAAAGAAGACGAAGAAGAUUUCCUUUUUACCGGAAAAGUUAGAGCAAUCUUAUCGUCUCAAGACAGUCAUCGCGAUUAUGAUAAUGACAAUCGUGAUAACCGUCGUCGCGGUGGCGGGCGUAGUGGAUUCGUCAACAUUGAUGAUCAAAGAGCUUUUCCAAGUCUUGAUCGUCUGAAGAUGCCCCAAAAAACUGACAGUGUCGGCACGUCACAUGCAAACAACCUUAUAGUCAAUGGCAAACAAAUGUUUAACGGUAAUGUGACUAGUCCAGAACCCAUAAAUAGCCCUCAACAACAGAACAAAACAAUUGUUGAAUCAACAAAUUCGCGACGAUUAUCCUCAGCUACAGAUCGUACGGUGGGAAUGGUCUCAAAUCCCAGUCGAAGCAAUUCCCGACAAACCAAAAAUGCUACUUCAAAAGUUGACGACCCAGUUGGUAAUUUUCGUUUGUCUAUUGACGAAUCUGUAAUUUCAGCAUUGUUGGACUGCGCCUAUGCUGACGUUAAACAUGAAGUGUUGGGCUACUUGGGUGGUUCAUGUGAUGUAGAUCGUUCUGAAAACACUAUUGUUUGUCGUGUUAGUCAAUUUGUAGCAUCAGAGAGAAUUGUCACUUCAUUAUUGACUGAUGAAGUGCAAGAAAUGAUUAACUCACGUGAAAACGCCAUUAAAAUUUUUACCGAUAAUAAUUUAGAAUUUGUUGGGUGGUAUCGAAGCAAUUUUCAAUCAAAUUCAAAUUCAAUUCCUACUCAAUCUGAUAUCAUAAAGAAUACAGCGAUACAGUCUGAGUUCCCAAAUAGUGCAGGAUUUAUUAUAAACAUAUCAACCACAUCUUGCCCUUCAAUCGGUUCAAAGGGGAUAGGCAUAAACGGACUAGUCAAUUCAAUAAGCGUUUUUAGAACUUUUGAAUCGUCUAGUAUGAAUGGUGAUAUUAAUAAUUCGGUACCAUUAGUUAAUAGAACGAAAACUGGUAAAAUAUGGAAGGGCAAAGGAAAAGCGAAUUUGAAGGCGAACAAGGUUUCCUUUAAUGUAAAUCGUCAAAUGUAUAUUUGUCCGAAUGUUAUGCAACAAUUAAGCUGCGCAUUGAUGACAAUUCUUCGAGAAACAAGACAGACUUAUGCCGGACAAGUUUUAGAGUGUGAGAAUAGGAAUGGUCAACGAAUAUUCGUUGAUUCACAGUAUGAAUCUUUUUUAAUGAAUUUCCUAAGGAAAAGUGUCCUACAGUUUGAUAGAUCAAUAGAUCAAGAUUUUAGGACGCUUGCCUUGGCCAAACUUCAUAUUAAAUCAUUAAUAUCAAAGCGCGUUAAUGAUACUCUGGCGAUUUUACAGAAAAAUACAGAUACCAACGACAACGAAAAGCUUUCAAAACGACGGAAACUUGAUAAAUUAAUUGAAAAGUUGGUCACCCAACGUAUGGAUAAACGCGAAAAGGAAAUGAGAAAAUUGGAGAAUGGAGAUGAUGUAGUUCUAUGGCUUAAUUCAAAAUCACAAAAUGAUGGGAAAACUGUGGAUGAGGGUUCUACAUUUAAUAACUCUGCAUUGUCAAAGUUGGAACAAUCACAGAAAACGUCGGUUCAUAAUAAAUCUGUUAUUGAAAGUUCUGAAGUAUUGACCUCUUCCAUUUCCAACCAUUUGGAACAGAAAAUCAUGUCGACAUUUAAAAAAGAAUCUUCUAUACUGCCUCAACCAAAUAACACUAAAUUGAAAAAUAAUAAAGUGAAAGAGAAUGUUGAACCGGAUCAUGAUGUGGUUGUAAUUGAAUCUGAUUCGGAAAUCAGCGUCGGAAAAUCUGAAGGAAAGCCAUCAAAAUCACUUUUGAGAAAGCCCAGUCUGGAUUCAUCUCAGCUUAACCCAAUUUCAAAAAGACUUAAACCUUCAGAAUCAAGUCUCCCUAAUGUAUAUUAUAUUGAAUCUGAGUCCGGGGAUUCUAAAUCGAUAUUUGGUUCCAAUCAUGUUCAAGUAAAUGGAACUUCGUCUUCCCUUCAAUCAAAAGGCCUACAAAUAUCACCGCUCCUAUCAAAAUCUUCAACUUAUCCUCCUUCCUCACCUAUGCCAAAUUCACCACCAUCAAAUAUAGCAAUUUCUAAUAAUAAUCCCACAGGGCCUAAUGGAAUUCAAUAUUCACAAAUUAAUUAUCAAUAUCAAAAUAAUUCAACUAAUGAAUUUCUACCCUUUCGUAAUGGGCCCGAAGAAUUGAAUGCAACUAUUCGCUCACCUACAUCUCCUAAUGAUAACAAGACCGUUAAUACUUCUCAAAGUUCUGGAAUACAUUUACCAAGUAUUCAAGGGUUAUUGGAGAUUUCAAGUCUCGCAAGUAUUCAACCAACGUCACCGAACUCUUUACCUAUAGUGGUAGUAGAUCCGAGCUCUACCAUCGUUCAGCCUUCUUCUUUCCCUACUCCUCCUCUUUUACCAUCAUUUCAACAUAGUCAUUAUUAUUCAUAUAGUCAACAGCAAGCAAUGUCAAGGACAACAUCGCCACCGAAUACAUCACCAAUACAGCAUCAUUUACUUUCCAUUAAUAAUAAUACAUCUACUGUAUCAACCUCAACCAAUUCAAGACAUUACAUCCCUAUUGCUCCAUCGCCAAUUUCAACAACGACAGGAGGAAGGAAUCGGCCACCGCAGACUUUACAAACAUCCACUUCUACAUCUAUUUAUGCCAACAAUACAACAAAUCAUUUAACAUUUCCUGCAACAGAAUCAGAUUAUCAAUGGCAAUUAUGA